Molecule: messenger RNA, 880 nt
Organism: Paramecium sonneborni
Lineage: Eukaryota; Ciliophora; Oligohymenophorea; Peniculida; Parameciidae
Source: the annotation of a GenBank genome assembly
AUGAAAUCAUUAUCGGUAUCUAAAUACAAUAACAAUAAUAGCUUAUUGACUCCAGAUAAACGAUUGGUAUCAUUUGAUAUUAUUACAGAGUAGAUAAACCACUUAAUCAACUUAAAAAAAAGAUGCACUUUCUAUUUAAAGUUAUUUUUCUGAAUAAUCAAAUAUCAAAUCCGAAGCUUCAAAAAAGGAAAUAAUUAGAUUAAUUAAAUCAACUGUUGAUAGCAUUCAUAAAAAUAACAGCAUUAAAGAAUUGAACAUAAAUUUGAUUAAAUUACUUGCAGGAUUAAAUUCUUGUAUAAAUGAGUAAGAUUUAUCUCUUAUUCUAAUUCAACUUAUAUCAACUAUUAAAUAAAAUAUACAUAGUUGCCAAAUCAAUGAAAAAUAGGUCUAUGAUUAAGAGAAAGCCUAAUUGUUGAUUAAAUUACAAUAAUUAGAAUAAUAAUCUAAAGAGAACUAGGAGAAAUUUGGUAAUUUAUUUAUUUUAAUAAUAGAAAAUAAGCUUAAAGAAUAUAAAAAUCAAAGUAAAGUCUUUCAAUUAUAGGAUGAAUCUAAGCAUAAUAAAUUAAGUUAAGAGAAAUAAAAAGAUCGAAAUAAAUUAAUAGACUAAAUUAAGGAAAUGUAAUAAAAAAUGUUAACAUAAUCAGAAAAGGAGCGCAAGUUAAUAUAAUUAGUAAAAGCAGUGAAAUCUAGAGGAAUAGACGUUGAAAAAAUUUAUAAGAAUCUUGAUCUUAAGAGUAGUAAAAAUAGCAAGAGAACUAGUAAGCAAUCAGAAUCGUAAAAUGAACAAAUUUCAUACACCGAAUCAAAUCUGGCAGAUAUUUCAUAAUUAGAUUAUAGUGAUGGAAUGAUUAAGAAAAACACUCAAUAUUUAAUUGAUUGA